Molecule: messenger RNA, 2641 nt
Organism: Oppiella nova
Lineage: Eukaryota; Metazoa; Arthropoda; Arachnida; Sarcoptiformes; Oppiidae
Source: the annotation of a GenBank genome assembly
AUGUCGGAGCUGAAGGAGUUCCUCGACAGUGAGUGUUGGACUGUGUGUCCGGUGCGGGACUUCUCGCUCGUUCACCUCCAAGAGUUCCAGUGGUUAUCCACAUCCCUGCCCUCACAGCGCCUGUCGCUGUCGCCCAACUCGUCGCCCAAUAAGAGACAAAAGUAUUACUUUUCGCGCCGUUUUCUGGAGCCGACGGACCGCUCGAAAGGGUCGACACCUUUCGAUGUGGACGACGACGUCGUGCCCGCGAGUGAUGGGAAGGCUUCGGACGUGAAUACCGGCGCCGAAGACAAGGCGAUGGGCCGUCCGGUAUCUAACGGGGAGUGUGAGGGCACGGGUGGUUCGGGGGAGGGCUGUGGGGACAGUGAUGAGCCGAUUAUGACGAACACAACUCUAAACACAUUGCGAUUGUUUGGGAAAUACAUGCAAAUGAUGUCAAUCUUACGGCCCAUAGCUGUGGACGCAAUGCUCUGUUUGUUUCAAGUGUUUGAUUAUUAUCUCAAUUCUGUGUAUCAGUUGUUCGCCAAAGAGAUGGUCUCUCUGUCCGACACUUCGCUCUCCAAUGACAUGAAAGCGCAGAUCAAACGCAUUGGCGAUCACCUGAUGGUCGACGAGAGGGCUGUCUUGGAGUCCGGUGUCGACCCGUCUGUCAGUAAUAGCAGUCAUAAUAACAAUAAUAAGUAUUUUCCUCCGAUUCUGUCCACUGUUGUCGACAUGUCUUCAGCUGAAGGUCUGUACGGUUUGGCCGAACGGGUCGUUGCCGUCGAGUCUCUGGUUGUCCUCUCGACUCAAUUCCAAUCAUUGAAGCCUUACGUCGAAGAACUUAUUCCUCAGGAGAAGCGACACAUUCUUCAGCAGUAUUUUAAUCAAGUGGUGUCCAUAGCGAGUGAUUUGCGACAACCGGUGUAUAUGUGGGUAACCGUCCGCUGCAUACCAUACGAGUCGGUAGUGGCGGCGAUGGCCACCACUCAGUGGAAUAUACGGGACAUCCUAUCCCUACACAACCCAUACGUCGAUCAGUUGUUACGCGAACUCCAGAUCUUUAGUAUGCGUUUGAAUGGUGUGUUUGCGAGUCGACUGAACGCACGGGUAGUCCCGCCGGAGGUCUACCGCUGUCUAUGGGAACACGUGUUACGGCUGUCUUCGCGCACAUUCAUUGAGGGCUUCUCUGAGGCCAAGCGUUGCACUCAUGAGGGCCGGGCUCUCAUGCAACUCGAUUUCCAGCAGUUUAGACAAAAGUAUUACUUUUCGCGCCGUUUUCUGGAGCCGACGGACCGCUCGAAAGGGUCGACACCUUUCGAUGUGGACGACGACGUCGUGCCCGCGAGUGAUGGGAAGGCUUCGGACGUGAAUACCGGCGCCGAAGACAAGGCGAUGGGCCGUCCGGUGUCUAACGGGGAGUGUGAGGGCACGGGUGGUUCGGGGGAGGGCUGUGGGGACAGUGAUGAGCCGAUUAUGACGAACACAACACUAAACACAUUGCGAUUGUUUGGGAAAUACAUGCAAAUGAUGUCAAUCUUACGGCCCAUAGCUGUGGACGCAAUGCUCUGUUUGUUUCAAGUGUUUGAUUAUUAUCUCAAUUCUGUGUAUCAGUUGUUCGCCAAAGAGAUGGUCUCUCUGUCCGACACUUCGCUCUCCAAUGACAUGAAAGCGCAGAUCAAACGCAUUGGCGAUCACCUGAUGGUCGACGAGAGGGCUGUCUUGGAGUCCGGUGUCGACCCGUCUGUCAGUAAUAGCAGUCAUAAUAACAAUAAUAAGUAUUUCCCUCCGAUUCUGUCCACUGUUGUCGACAUGUCUUCAGCUGAAGGUCUGUACGGUUUGGCCGAACGGGUCGUUGCCGUCGAGUCUCUGGUUGUCCUCUCGACUCAAUUCCAAUCAUUGAAGCCUUACGUCGAAGAACUUAUUCCUCAGGAGAAGCGACACAUUCUUCAGCAGUAUUUUAAUCAAGUGGUGUCCAUAGCGAGUGAUUUGCGACAACCGGUGUAUAUGUGGGUAACCGUCCGCUGCAUACCAUACGAGUCGGUAGUGGCGGCGAUGGCCACCACUCAGUGGAAUAUACGGGACAUCCUAUCCCUACACAACCCAUACGUCGAUCAGUUGUUACGCGAACUCCAGAUCUUUAGUAUGCGUUUGAAUGGUGUGUUUGCGAGUCGACUGAACGCACGGGUAGUCCCGCCGGAGGUCUACCGCUGUCUAUGGGAACACGUGUUACGGCUGUCUUCGCGCACAUUCAUUGAGGGCUUCUCUGAGGCCAAGCGUUGCACUCAUGAGGGCCGGGCUCUCAUGCAACUCGAUUUCCAGCAGUUUGUGUCCAAAGUGGAGACAAUGACCACAAUUAGACCCAUUCCUGAGCGACAACUCGUCGAUGAGUACAUCAAAGCCUAUUAUCUCACGGAAGGCGCGCUCAUUGAGUGGAUUAAAGCCCGUAAAGAGUAUAACCAGAAGCAGAUCCACGGUUUGGUUCACUGCAUGACUACUGAUAACAAGAAAAUGAGGGCAAGAAUUGUGGCCCAAAUCGGACCCAACGCCUGAUUUCAUGUCCAGAAUCUCCGAGUGAUUAGCGAUUAAAUAGUUUUCUGUAAUUAAUUGUAUUUUUUUAAUUGAAUCGACUUUUUAUGAAUAAAUAGAUUUUUACGAUUGA